AUGAUGCUCCAACCAAGGUUCAGGCCACUGGCCUCGUCCAUCAGGUCCCUGCUCACCUCCUCCAACUUUUCCCGAGCCUAUGCCAGCAAGACCCCCAGCCGCGAUCUGCCGACCGCGCCUGCACUGCGCGCCGAGGAGGCUCUCAAGCCCACCCUGAAAAAAGAAGAGGAACAGCUUGUGAUUCUGCGGACCUAUAAGCCGCGGACCCCCGGUGUGCGACAUCUGAAGCGGCCCAUCAACGAUCAUCUAUGGAAAGGCCGGCCGUACCGGGCGCUGACCUUCCCCAAGAAGGGCCAGGCAAGAGGUGGCAGAAAUAAUACUGGUAGGGUCACUGUGCGACACCGUGGUGGCGGGCACAAGAGGCGUAUCCGGACCGUCGACUUCGACAGGAAAGCCCCCGGGGCGCACCUCGUGGAGCGCAUCGAGUACGAUCCCAACCGCUCCGCGCACAUUGCCCUGAUUUCGAACAGGGCGGACGGCAAGAAAAGCUACAUCAUCGCAGCCGACGGCAUGAGGGCUGGCGAUGUUGUCCACAGCUACCGCGCUGGUAUCCCCAAGGACCUGCUCGACAGCAUGGGUGGCAUUAUCGACCCGGGUAUCUUGGCCUCCAAGACAGCGCACCGCGGAAACUGCCUGCCCAUGCACAUGAUCCCCGUUGGCACCAUGAUCUACUGUAUCGGCUCGAGGAGAGAUGGCCCGGCCCGGUUCUGCCGGAGUGCAGGCACCUACGGCGUCAUCGCGUCCAAGGAGGAGGAGACAAGGGACGACGGUACCAAGAUUGUGGUUGGAAAGCAUGUCAACGUGAGGCUGCAGAGUGGCGAGGUCCGCAAGGUGGACAAGGAUGCAAUUGCGACGAUCGGUGUUGCAAGCAAUGUCCACUACAACUACACGUCGCUGGGCAAGGCUGGAAGAAGUCGAUGGCUAGGCAUCAGGCCAACGGUCAGAGGUGUGGCCAUGAACACUGUCGACCAUCCUCACGGUGGUGGUCGUGGAAAGUCCAAGGGAAACCGGCACCCAGUGAGCCCUUGGGGCACACCAGCAAAGGGCGGGUACAAGACUCGCAGAAAGCACAACAUCAACAGGUUUAUUGUCACGCCUCGCGUUCGCAACAUGGGCAAGAGGAGAGACAAGGGCGGCUCUUGA
Molecule: messenger RNA, 1143 nt
Organism: Diaporthe batatas
Lineage: Eukaryota; Fungi; Ascomycota; Sordariomycetes; Diaporthales; Diaporthaceae
Product: mitochondrial 54S ribosomal protein RML2
Exons: 2
Coding region: 1-1143 (380 amino acids)
Biological process (GO): cytoplasmic translation
Cellular component (GO): ribosome; large ribosomal subunit
Molecular function (GO): transferase activity; structural constituent of ribosome; RNA binding
Source: RefSeq, a predicted model, not a curated record